This is a messenger RNA of Brassica napus (rape), 3719 nucleotides long. RefSeq names its product RING-H2 finger protein ATL28-like. The record is from RefSeq and is a predicted model, not a curated record. The transcript has a single exon. Lineage: Eukaryota; Viridiplantae; Streptophyta; Magnoliopsida; Brassicales; Brassicaceae. Bases 2545 to 3555 code for a protein of 336 amino acids.
UUUUUUUCCACUGAAAUUUUCAUUACUACCAUAAAAAAGAUACAUCGGUGAAAUCCUGAAGCCGGCGGAAAACGUAGAAAUCCCCGGAAACUAAACCCAAACACGGGAAGCUAUAACCCAAACAGACGGGUCUUGUUCAAACUACCGAAACAUCACCUAAACCCUUACAUUCCCUCAAAAACCCAAAGUUAAACAAUAAAGGAUAACAGAACAAAGACUUAAUUGUCUAUGACUAGCCGGAGAUCUUACUACGAACUGAGCAAGCGAGCACGCAAAGUUUGUGAAGGAGAGCAGAACCUCAUCUGAACCUCAUGUUCAAGAUGACAACACCAAACCACAAAAACCUUAUCUGAACCUCCUGUCCAAGAUGACAACACCAGAACACAAAGACCUCAUCUGAAUCACUUGUUCACGAUGACAACAACCAAACCACAAUACCAUAGGCCAAACAUAACACCAGAGGGAACCACACCUGUGAAAUUUCAUCUUCAAUCGCCCCUUCAUCUGGACACCUCCACACUUCAACCUCAUUUUAUUGCUUCACGAGUUGAAGCCACCGAGGAAGAACGACCAAAGGCAAACCAGGAACACUUAUUCAAAGGACGAGAUAUGAUACCUUUAAAACACAGCAGGUGAAGAGAUGAACUGAACUUGUCUUCAUCUCAAACCCAUAAAACCUUCGACUGCUCCUCACAACACCACCUCACUGCUUCACCGUUGCAGAACCAAAGACCAACCAAGACCAACUCUAAAAUCCAAGACAGACUAACUGGGUUCAAUCCCUAACAAAGAGUUGCAACACUACCCAAAACCGAUUGUAGACACAACGGCCACAUCACAACAGAGACACCAAGGCUCAGACUUUUACCUCGCUAGGAGACGCAGAUGGAGGCCAUAGAAGGGACCAACCCUUAACCACCACCGACAAACACCACUCUACGCACCCAGAACUACAAGAGGAUCACAGAUCUGAAAAACCAAAAGCUCUUAUAGAGUAUAUUCAGAACACGGGCAACUGGAGCAGCUCUAAAAGAAAGAGGAGAAGAGAUCUAAGAGAGGAAAGGGAGAAAAUACAGUUUUCAAGAUCAGAUCCGGCGACCGCGAGGGAUGGCGGCCGCCGAGUUAGGGUUCUAUCACGAGAGCGUUUCAGAAGUUUUUAUUCACUCUUAAUUCAUUUACUUUUCACUGAAAAGUGUUAUAGCAUAUGAUAUAAAUUUCUAGUUAUAUCAAUUGAUUCCAUGAAAUAAGAAGUAUAAAAGAGAGAUCGUUCAGUCCAGAAAUUUUUAGUUGUGUAGUUAAAACUUACAAUCAUCGGUUUCAAUGUAAUAUCCAAAAUCAAUCAAAUUAUUGAUGAACUAAAACCCAAAAAAAGUGCAGGUGUCGAAGCCAUAACUUAAUGCCAAUUAUAUAAGGGUCCACUUGAUAAAUUGAUCAGAUUAAAAGAGAAGGUCAUUUAGUGACAAAAAGAAAAAUAAGUGAUGCCACGGGGUCUGUCAUAGUGACCACUGUCCCACUUUAGCCCACCAUCAACACCGUGGUCCGUGACGCUCUCCCUGCAUACGUGCCAAUACAUCACUGGCUCAUUCAGUUGAUUACAUUUUUACUUUUUAUAUAUCUUGGUGGCGCAGUUACCUCUUAUUAUUUGUUGUUUUUCUAAAGUGGGAUUAAUAGUCUUAAACCCUAAGUCUGCAAAUAGUGUCUACUUUUGUCAUAGGAUUCGCUUUCUUAGAGAUAUCUAAGCAUAAUUUGUGAUUAAUUUAUUUAGGAUAUCCCAUCAAUUUGAUGCAAAUGACACUGACAUUUGUUUUGACUAACUUCUAAAAGAUUCCUUGUGAAGUUAGUUUCAGGCUAGUACCAAUGGCAUUUGUUAUUCACAUGCUCAGAGAGACGUAUUCAACUUAUGGUUUGUAUUGAAUUUUGUAAAGUCUGAGAUAUUUUCAGUUAAUAUGUGUCUAUGUUGCUGACAAUGUUUUUACCUUUUUAGUGAAUAUAUAACAACUUACAAUGUGUCUAAGUUACUGACAAAGCUACUAACCAAAGAUUGUUUGAAAUAUCUUGAUACACUUAAAGUAAGCAAAUAACAAAGCCUCAUUGAUAUAAAAUCAAACUUAUCAAAGCAAAUAGGAAAGUAAAAAGAAAAAGAUGGACCUGGACAUUAACAAGAACAAUCUAAUGCAAACAAAAAAAGCUAAGGAAUCCACAAGAUACAUGACAUGUAUCAAAAAAAAUAACAUAAGCAACAACAACAACAAACUUGAAAAUAUUCUUGUCCUAUUUUUAACAUUUAAACAUAUUUAUUAAGACACUAACUUUUGGUUUUAAACUGUCACAUAAGACUCGCUCAAAUUGCUAAGCAAAGCCACUGAUAUAUAUUUAACAUAGCCACUUCCUUCUCCUCACUUCUCUCUACUCACUUGUUAGUUAUUACAACAGUUUCUUUCACCACAAGCAAUUCUCAGAACAAAACCUUUCUUCAUUCCCAAUCAAUUAAACAAAACUAGUUACAGCCGGAGUGUUUUCAUAUCCGGCCGUACCAAUCCUCAAAUGGCUUCAACAACAACAACAAUACCAGAUCCUGAUGUCUUCCCUACAAUCACCAUGCCCAUCACAGUAAUCUUAACCGGCAGUCUUCUCUUUAUCAUUAUCGCCGGAUUCUUCGUCCUCUUCUUCUGGAGAUGUCUUCUGAACCGUUUGUCCUCAGCUUGGACCCUUCAGAGAACACCCUACGGUGACCUAAUCCACGUCAACACUCCCCCUGAAAACACAGGCCUCGACCCAUUUAUCAUCAAGUCCUUUCCCGUAAUCCUCUAUUCAUCCGCAACAAUGAGAAACCAGUGUACUGAAUGUGCUAUCUGCUUGGCAGAGUUUUCAGAUGAAGACACCGUUAGGCUAAUAACAGUGUGUCGUCAUGGGUUUCAUUCAACUUGCAUUGAUUCUUGGUUUGAGUCACACAAGACUUGCCCUGUUUGCCGGUGUGAGUUAGACCCCGGAGUGGUUGGUUCUGGAAGCCAUGAGUCUUUGCACAACACGGUUACAAUUACUAUUCAAGACUUAAACUAUGAAGAAGUGAAUCCUCCUUCCACUAGUUCAAGCAAAAGGUUCCCUGAAGCCGCCUCGGCUUGGCCAUUCUCUAGGUCACAUUCUACAGGUCGUUUUAUGGUUAAGACCAAAAGAGAACAUUACCAAUUCAAAGAAACUUAUCCUACCACUAGUUCAAGCAAAAGGCUUAUGGAAGCAUCGGCUUGGCGAUUUUCGAGGUCACAUUCUACUGGACAUUUCAUGAUUAAGACGAUGGAUAAGACCAAAGGAAAACAUUACCAGACAGGAAGCAGUGUCAUGUUUGAAGAAAACAAUCCUACAACUAGCCCAAGCAAAAGGCUUAUGGAAGGCUCGGCUUGGCGAUUUUCGAGGUCAUAUUCUACAGGACAGUUCAUGGGUAAGACGAGGGAUGUCACAAUGAAGAUCAAAGGAAGACAUUACCAAACAGGAAGCUGUGCCUCGUUUGAUGAACUUACUAGGUAUGAUGAAGCUACAGGAUACGGUAUGGCUUGGUGAUUAUUUAUCAUUACAUUAGCAUUAUUUGAAGUCUAGUAUGCGAAUAAAUUCUAUUUUUUUGUGUGUUCUUGAUAGCAGUAGAUAUUCAAAACUUGUAAUAAAGAUGUGUAGUGAAGAAUAAACUGAGAAAGAAUAAGAGUCAUCACUCCACAGGUUUUUCUUCA